Messenger RNA from Rhododendron vialii, 1569 nucleotides. RefSeq names its product stearoyl-[acyl-carrier-protein] 9-desaturase, chloroplastic-like. Gene Ontology annotation, cellular component: chloroplast stroma. Gene Ontology annotation, molecular function: stearoyl-[ACP] desaturase activity. Bases 23 to 1336 code for a protein of 437 amino acids. The transcript is spliced from 4 exons. The record is from RefSeq and is a predicted model, not a curated record. Lineage: Eukaryota; Viridiplantae; Streptophyta; Magnoliopsida; Ericales; Ericaceae. Gene Ontology annotation, biological process: fatty acid biosynthetic process.
UAUUCCAAAACUCUCACACAUAAUGACCCCACUUCAUACACUAUAUAGUAACAACAAAGAACUCCUCCUCUUCUCUAUUAAUUUCUCCAUUCUCCCAGUGAAGAAAACCUCUCGAGCAACAAGAAAGAAGAAAGAAAGGAAAAUGGCUCUGAACCUCAAUCCCAUCGCCUUGAAAUAUUCCCACAAGUACCCUUCCUUUGCUCUUCCCCCAAAGCCAAAUCUCCAAUCUCCAAAGUUUCUGAGGGCCUCCACCCUCAGCUCCGGCUCCACAGAGGUUGAGAGUCUCAAGAAGCCUUUCAGCCCUCUUCGCGAGGUUCAUGUUCAAGUAACUCACUCAAUGCCACCCGAAAAGAUAGAGAUCUUUAAAAACCUGGAGGAUUGGGCCGAGCAGAACAUCUUGGUUCAUUUAAAGCCGGUGGAGAAAUGCUGGCAACCGCAGGAUUUCCUACCCGAUCCUGCUUCCGAUGGAUUUCAUGAUCAAGUCAUGGAAUUAAGGGAAAGGGCAAAGGAGGUUCCAGACGAUUACUUCGUUGUUUUGGUUGGAGACAUGAUCACAGAAGAAGCACUUCCUACUUACCAAACAAUGCUAAAUAGCGGAGAUGGUACGAGGGACGAGACAGCGGCGAGCCUCACUUCUUGGGCAGUGUGGACGAAGGGAUGGACUGCUGAAGAAAACAGGCAUGGCGAUCUUCUCAAUAAGUACCUCUACCUAUGUGGACGAGUAGACAUGAGGCAAAUUGAGAAGACAAUUCAGUAUCUGAUUGGGUCAGGAAUGGAUCCUAGAACCGAAAACAGUCCCUACCUCGGUUUCAUCUACACGUCGUUCCAAGAACGAGCAACUUUUAUCUCUCACGGGAACACAGCACGGCAUGCCAAAGAGUACGGAGACUCGAAGUUGGCUCAAAUUUGCGGGACCAUUGCCUCUGAUGAGAAGCGCCACGAGACCGCUUACACCAAGAUAGUCGAAAAGCUCUUUGAGAUCGACCCGGAUGCAACCAUGCUGGCUCUAGCCGACAUGAUGAGGAAGAAAAUAACUAUGCCAGCCCACUUGAUGUAUGAUGGUCGCGAUGACAAUCUGUUUGACCAUUUCUCGUCCGUGGCUCAGAGGCUUGGAGUUUACACCGCCAAGGACUACGCUGAUAUAUUGGAGUUUUUGGUUGGGAGGUGGAAGGUGGAGGGCAUAACUGGGCUUUCUUUGGAGGGACGAAAAGCCCAGAAUUAUGUUUGUGGGUUGCCUCAGAGAAUUAGGCGGCUGGAGGAAAGGUCUCAAGGCAGGGCAAAAGAAGCACGUUAUGUUCCGUUUAGCUGGAUCUUCGAUAAACAAGUGAAGCUCUGAGGGUCUACUGCAGGUGAAUUUUUAAAACAGAGGAGCAGGAUGAGUUCUACACUUUGGAGGCUUUCGAAGCCGAGAAGCUGGGUAGGAUGGAAGAGCAAGUGGAAUAGUAGAUAGGAACCCUAGUUUCCGUCCCUUUGUUGAAUAAAUGUACUAUUGUAAGAAUUAUGCUCUAAUAAUGAGCCAGACCCUAUUUAGAUUUUCAAUAAAAAAAUGUUUAUUUAACGUUACCAAAA